AUGCCUGAUUGCUCCGGCUUGUUUCUCUGGAGGUACUGCAUCCCAGCAGGUGCCGCCCACGGUGAUCCCAACACCAACUGUUGUGCAAUCAACCUGCUUGAUCAGUCGUAUAGAUUUAAUACUUCGACACUACUGUGGCCCAAUGGCGUGGCGCCUUGGUGCCACAUCUACCCUUCCUGGUUUGUGUGGGCCUGCGUCCUGUCAUGCAAGCGGGUCGAUAAUGUAACGAUCUUCUCCAUGAAUGGCGCGUCGUACCGCAAUGACACUGCCAGGAGAAUAAUGUUCUACAAUGCCAUCAAAAGCGGAAACGUCACACGCAACGUCGUAAAUCGACUCUCCCUCCGGCAUGCUCCUGCAUGGCACCAUCCUUCAGUCAACAUCACCGAGCCCCCCGAGUUCAGCCUCAUAGAUGACCUGGUGUGCCUGCCCCUGGAGGAACUCUACUUUGAAGACGUUUAUUUGCGUCCUGAGUACGAGGGAUUCACCGUCGUGCCGGAUCGAAGAGGACUCAAUGGAACUACAUUUGACAUGUAA
This is a messenger RNA of Volvox carteri f. nagariensis, 534 nucleotides long. RefSeq lists its product as uncharacterized. The transcript is spliced from 5 exons. The record is from RefSeq and is a predicted model, not a curated record. Lineage: Eukaryota; Viridiplantae; Chlorophyta; Chlorophyceae; Chlamydomonadales; Volvocaceae. Bases 1 to 534 code for a protein of 177 amino acids.